AUGACACUCAGCACGGUAAACUUGACUAUUGAUGAUGGGACGAUUCACUUACCCGCAGAUAAUCGGCAGUCUAGACCAGCAGGAGCUAUUUCAUAUGCAGUUAGUGUGGACCACGGUCAUCAAUUUCCCCGACGGAGGAACUUUUGCCUGUUUCUCGGCUCUCGGAAUCUCCAAUUUCGGCUAUCCACUGACAGCCGAACUGUCGAGCUAAGAGAAUUCAGCUUAAAACUGAAAUCAUUUAUUGAUCAGACAAUUCGUUUGUUCUUGAGACUACAUCCCAUUCACAACAUGCCUUCUCAUCCAAAUGCUGGAGAUGUCAAGUUGACAUUCCUGACAACCGGAACUGUGCGCAUCCGUCUUUCCAUGCGCUCACAACCAGCCAGCAAAUUCGGACUUGUUCGACGUAUUCGCUCCCUCCUUGACAGAGAAUGGACUGAGCCUCUACCAGUGGGGGUUUUCCUCAUCCACCACCCCGAAGGCAUGUUUCUCAUGGACACUGGACAAUCACCUUGCUGCAACGACGCGGGAUAUUUCCCCAAACUUGCCAUUUUCAACGGCUUCUUGAGUCAAUUCACAAUUGAGCACCAUGACGGAAUCCUUGAGCAGCUUCAUAAGCUUGGAAUUAAGGCAACUGAUCUCAAAGGUGUCAUUUUGACGCAUCUCCAUAAUGACCACGCUGGUGGGCUGGAGGACCUCGUUGCUGAAGCACCAAGCCUGCCUAUCUAUGUGAGCCGUGAACACUGGAAGGCCUUUGGAGAACAUCCUACCUUCGCGAGCAUGGAAGGUGCAACGCCGAAUCAUUGGCCUCAGGACUUUUCACCAAUGGUCUUCGAUCUUCAGGAUAAACCCCUUGGGCCCUGGAAGCAGUCUUAUCCUGUUACGGAGGAUGGGAAAAUACAGAUUGUAGAUACGUCAGGGCAUGUUCCGGGGCAUAUCAGUGUGGUGGUUUAUGGUAAUGAUGGGCCGGGGGAGACUGAAGUCACAUACUUCCUCCCUGGAGACGCAACGUAUGGCUUGGACCUUCUGGAUAAGGAACAGCCUGACGGUAUCAAUGAUGAUCCUAUGCGCGCGCUUGAGACUCUGAAGACCAUCAAGGAGUUCGCUAAAGUCACUGAUGUGGUCAUCCUGCCCAGUCAUGAUGUGAACACCCCUCGUUUGCUUGCGGAAAAAGUGGUCUAUCGACCGCAUGACGAGCUGUAA
Molecule: messenger RNA, 1200 nt
Organism: Penicillium olsonii
Lineage: Eukaryota; Fungi; Ascomycota; Eurotiomycetes; Eurotiales; Aspergillaceae
Source: the annotation of a GenBank genome assembly